UUUAUCAGGAAUGUUGAAAAAUCCAUCUCAAGUAUUCGGUGACAAAGGCCAAUGAUGCUGCCCAAACCUGGGAUCUAUUAUUUCCCCUGGGAGGUCUGUGCUGGCCAAGUUCCUGAUGGGGACACUCUGAGGACAUUCGGCAGGUUGUGCAUCUAUGACAUGACCCAAUCCAGAGUGACACUGAUGGCUCAGCACGGAUCUGAUCAGCAUGAGGUUCUUGUCUGUACCAAGUUGGUGGAGCCCUUCCAAGCCCAGGUGGGCUCCCUGUACAUUGUCCUUGGGGAGCUCGAGCACCAGAAGGAUGGAGGCUCCAUGGUGAAGGCCCGGGUGCUGACUUGUGUGGAAGGGAUGAACCUGCCCUUGUUAGAACAAGCCAUCCAGGAGCAGAGGCUGUACCAGCAAGAGAGGGACCGCAGCCAAUAGGAAAUGGCAGCCCCGACAACAUCCCCCAUCCCACCAGCUGCCGAGGCCAAACCCGCUGGAGCUGCAGGAGCCCUGCAGAGUGUACACGCUUCCCAAGGGAUGGCCGUUGUCUGGACCAGAGCGUUGAGGGGCGGGUGUUUAAUCCAGCUCCUUCCCCUAAUCUGGAAUUGGCCCAGAAAUGAGGCCCUGGAGAGCAGGCCCCCAAAGCUGCGCCCCCUGCCCCCCGGAGACUGCAGGUGGUCAAGCUCUGGGCGCUGGAGCUGAGCCUCGCAGGGGGACAUGGAGGGUUCCAGAAGGUCCUCGUGAAUAAAGGCCCCACUAGUGGGCGUGACUCUA
Molecule: messenger RNA, 759 nt
Organism: Carlito syrichta (Philippine tarsier)
Lineage: Eukaryota; Metazoa; Chordata; Mammalia; Primates; Tarsiidae
Gene: TEN1
Product: TEN1, CST complex subunit
Exons: 3
Coding region: 52-423 (123 amino acids)
Biological process (GO): negative regulation of telomere maintenance via telomerase
Cellular component (GO): CST complex
Molecular function (GO): telomerase inhibitor activity; telomeric repeat DNA binding; single-stranded DNA binding
Source: RefSeq, a predicted model, not a curated record